Messenger RNA from Limanda limanda (common dab), 1259 nucleotides. RefSeq names its product pre-mRNA-splicing factor RBM22-like. Gene Ontology annotation, cellular component: Prp19 complex; U2-type catalytic step 2 spliceosome; U2-type catalytic step 1 spliceosome. NCBI's taxonomy places the organism in Eukaryota, Metazoa, Chordata, Actinopteri, Pleuronectiformes, Pleuronectidae. The transcript is spliced from 9 exons. The record is from RefSeq and is a predicted model, not a curated record. Gene Ontology annotation, molecular function: metal ion binding; U6 snRNA binding; pre-mRNA binding. The annotation marks the transcript as partial.
UCUGUCCUUCAGGAUUUUCCAAUUAUGUGUCAGACAUGUUUAAGAGAAUAUCCUUACAAGCGUAAGAGUAGGAUAAAGUAUGGGAAAGAAUGCAAGGUCUGUGCUCGACCCUUCACUGCAUAUCGAUGGUGUUCAGGGACACGGAUGCGUUUCAAGAAGACGGAGGUCUGUCACACCUGCAGCAAAAAGAAGAAUGCUUGUCAGACAUGUCUGCUAGACCUGGAAUUUGGUUUGCCUAUCCGGAUCCGAGACACUUGGCUUUCUGUUAAGGAUAAGGUUCCUAAGUCAUAUGUGAACAAAAAGUACUACACUCACUACAUGGAGAGAGAGAUAGCAAAUACUGAUGGCACACGGCCGGUGGGCCAGUUGGGUAAGGCUCCUAGCUCCAGUGAUAUGUUGCGGAAACUGGCCCGUACGACGCCAUAUUCCAAGAGGAACCGGCCGCACAUCUGCUCCUUCUGGGUGAAGGGAGAGUGUAGGAGAGGGGAGGGGUGUCCAAACAGGCAUGAGAACCCCACGGAUCCUGACGACCCUCUGGCUGACCAGAACAUUAAAGACCGUUACUACGGUAUCAAUGACCCGGUUGCAGACAAGCUGCUGAAAAGGGCCUCAACCAUGCCACGACUCGACCCACCAGAUGACAAGUCCAUCUCCACCCUCUACAUUGGGGGUUUGGGAGAUACUGUCACUGAUGGAGACCUCAAGUCUCAGGCAGCAAGGGGAAAGGAGGGUAUCAAAGAAGGUGUCAGCGAGAUGGGUACCAGACUGGAUCCUGUACCUGGACUGCCUGGAGCUCUUCCUCCACCACCACAUUUGGACGAAGAGACCAAUUCAAAUUACUUCAACCUGGACCCUAGCACAUCUCCUGCUGUCAUGAACAUAGCCCUGACCCCCCCACCAUGAAUCAACCAACCUCCCCCAGUUCUGCCAUGCCAUUCGGGGGUGCUAUAGCCAGCAAGAGGAUGACACCGCUCAUCGACUUCAAGGCAGUCGAAUCUCAGAACCUGCCUGGCCUCGCCCUGCAACGCAUGUGCCGACGACCCAACUUCAGGGGAUGGGGAGGCUAUCAUAGCCCAGAAUCUAAUGAACUAUGAAGGACUGAUAAGAGAAAGACUACAAAGUGCUGAUCUACGCUUGCACCUCUCCUCCUUUAAAAAUGAUAAAUAUCACUGAUACGUUCAGAUUUUAAUAUUCUAACAUUGUUAACGUGAAUGGAACAUAUUUCAGCAACUUUAUACUACAAAUGCUAUCGUUUUUUA